Ciona intestinalis (vase tunicate) is the source of this 7825-nucleotide messenger RNA. The record is from RefSeq and is a predicted model, not a curated record. Lineage: Eukaryota; Metazoa; Chordata; Ascidiacea; Phlebobranchia; Cionidae.
GAGGAAACGUGGAGAACGAACAGAAUCGGGGGAGUCGACAACAUCAACCUCCUCUUCUCAUGGAUCAUCUGUGAGUGAGACAAUCGUGCGGAAGUUAACGCAGGAGAGGAUUGAAGAGUUGAAGAAGCAGAUUCGUGUUGAAAGGAGCAAAUAUCGGAAGUUAAAGUUGACGGUCGAUCAGAUAACCUCCGGUGAUUUAGAUGAUAAAUUGGAUGAAAUGCUAAACACCAGCACAAACAAAUCUGAUAAAAGUAAAGAUGCUCUGAUGUCUCCUCCUUCCUCAGUCCUCUCCUCACCGGAUGCAAGUGAGGAGCAGAGCAAUGUUGAUGUGGAGGCAGUGACUGAGGAUGAACAAACUGUGGAGAAGAUCCAAGAUUCGGACCAAUCGACAGAACAAACAGUAACAUUACCCACUGAAGAAAUCCCCCCUACCUCUCAACCAGUAUCCAUCAUAGAACAUAAUACUGAGGAAAAUCCCACACCAUUACUUGACACAGAUGAAGCAAUGGAAACUGAAGUGUCACACCAAAUCAAUGAAGACAGCACCAAUAUACAAAUGCCCAACACUGAAAUAGCUCAAGUUGAACUUUCCGCUGUAGAUGUCAAAACACAGGAAACAUCUACUUCUGUUAAUACUCCAGCAAUUCAAUCACAAGAAAUACCUCCCCUUGAAAGUUCACCAACACCAACACCUGUAACUGAGGAGAUUCUUAUUGAAGAUUCUGUUAAAAGUGACAAAACAGAAACACCUGUUGCAGAAGAAACAGUAAAACCAGAACCAACACAAACAUCUGUAAGUCCAACCAUUGACACCCCACCUACUAUCACCUUAUCAUUAAAUGAGGAUGUAAACAACUCUCAACUCAAUUCCUCCACAUCUUCUUCCUAUGCAUCACAAGAACCAACAUCCGAGGACACAAACACUCAUCCAACGACCGAUUCCGGUGAUUCGGCAAAAACAAGUUUGCUGAGUAAUAACAAGGUAUCGGACACUCCAAAGGAUAAGUCACAAGAUGUGUUUGUUCAUCCUAACGAAGUAAAGGAAACAAGUAAUAUUGACACUUCACAGUCACAGACAAACUCCAUUGUUACAUCCCAGGAAUCAAACCCUUCAACUACAAGCAUGGAAACGAAGAGCUUGAAAGAUGAUGAGUACACAGUGGAUGAUGAUAGUACUUCAUAUAGUGCAUCUGUGGGAGGUGAUGAACUCAAUGAAUCAAGUCAACUGGAUGACUCUAAUUUAAGUUAUCUUCCUGGCCAACCAAGCACUCCAUACAUUGAUAGCUUCCCGACGAGUCCAGCUCUCUCUAAUACGAGUGACAUGGAUUGUGAGGGCGGGGCACACAACAGAGCGUGGAAGAAAUCUAUCAUGAUUUUAUGGAAGCAAGUUGCCAGUCACCGGUACGCCAGUUUAUUCCUGCAACCAGUCACAGACGACAUUGCCCCAAAUUAUUCCGAUAUUGUCUAUCGGGCCAUGGACCUUUCAACAUUAAAGAAAAACCUUGAAACUGGCGUGGUCCGGACAACGACAGACUUCCAACGCGACCUAAUGCUAAUGUUUCAAAAUGCUCUCAUGUACAACAACCGUGAACACGACGUUUACAAGAUGGCGCUAGAGAUGCAGAAUGACGUCAUGACGCAAGUGGCGCAAUUUCUUGCUACUCAAUUAAUGAUGGAAACUGCCCAACCUGCCACACCAAAAGGUUUACGACGCAGCACGCUCAGAAAAUCAGUGAUAAGCAACGAAAAGGUCAGCGAAGCAAGGAGCAAGCGCACUGCUGCAAUCGAAGGCGAGUUGAAAUUUAUGAAGAAGAAGCCAACUGAAUGAGAAACACCUGCUUCCGUCCACAAUUCCCGUAAAUUCAGUUUCCAGUCAAGCUGCCCGCUCGUCUAAGCGUUCCCAACACGAUCGUGAAACACGUAUCGUCGGCCCCGAGCAGCGUCAUGCAAUAAAACUCUAAUUUUCGUUUCCAUAACGCAAAAUCGUGUCCAAACAUCUGACAAGUACAAAACGAAUUGCCCUUUGAAAAUUAACCAUAGUGAAGCAUGUGGUUUGCACCACAGCAGCCAAAAUAUCUUCUUUAUGAAAUUUGAGGAUUUCCUAUAACAAAGGUAGCAUCCGGUAAAAUAAAAUCGUGCGUUCCCGGCGAAUGGAAUUCAAGUCGUCCCGCAUUCAACGCUAUAUUGAAACCAGGUGGGCCACAGAACUAUGUAGUUUGUUUUUAAUUGAGGAAAUAGCAGAAAAUCGAAGCUGUAUUGAAGGCAGGCGAAGGGAAGAUGACUAUAAAAAGGUACGGAUGUUAGCUUUAAAAAGUUGUAUACUGUUUACUAUAAACGUGUUUGAGUUAAGAUAACUUCAUGUAGACAAGCUAUUUCACCUGAAAUGUAAAUCAUACGUGACGUCAGCAAAUUUUGACGUAACCAUACAGCGCAAGAGCAAGCAGCUGGUUGCACUUCUAAACGAGAAGUCCCUCCCACGCCCGUACUUUUAAUCUGGAAACUAAAUCUGGCCAUAUUUACUACGGCACUUGAGAAUUUGUUCAAUGCAUUUAACCUUGAUUUUCAAUGUAAACGAGCCGCGGCUGUGGGAUUACUAGUUCUGUUGUCGUGGGAAUUCCGAGUAUUCGUUUUGAUGGCACGUAGGCCUACCUUGCAUUUUUUUCUUGGUAGAACAAAUGUAGUUUACAGGUGUAUCGAAACUAUGCGACUAAUAUCCGUAACCGGUGACUGUUAAAUGUAUCGUGACUUGCGUUUGCAAGAAAACAACUCUAAAAAUAUUUUAACUUCCGAAGCACUGCUGUGCAAACACAACUUCGGAAUAGUUGAUUGUACAUAACAACCUUCUUUUCGUGGAAUACUGUAUUUUGAAAAUCGUAUACGAGGAAAACAACUUUUAUAUACGGACUGGUACCUUUGGAAUCCAGAACCACUGCAGUGUAUUUAUCAGCGGGCGAGGCCGCGCGUUUACGGCGUACAGAUAAAAAGCGCUUACGUAAAAAAACGACGUAAAUCGUUCACCUGUGUACCGACGCAUCAUAGCUACACGCCAACGCACACAAAAGCUCAUUAUCGUUGUCGUGUAAUCAACGGUGGACGCCCAUGUUAACGCCUGUUGUAUUUGGGCUUUGUCGCUGUCCGGCGUUAAAUGACGUAGCUGGUUAUGGAUCAAAAUCACUUCUCACACGUCAACCAAACAAAACUAAAACUACUUGACAUUAUAAGCUCUUAAAGUAAGCUAUUAAUAGUCCGCUAGUAACGGCCUUUUCAUUAUGAAGGUAAAUGCUACAGCCGCAUAAACCACUAUACGCUGGGCAACGCAGAUCGAUUGUCUAAAUUCCAAUCGCAGGUAAACGACGCCACGCAAACAACCGACGUUCUUGAAAAGGUUAAAUAAAUUUUUACGUGAUGAGUCGAGUUAUUUCGGCUCUGUCACAUCGAUUGAUAAAAUGGACAAGUGCAAGCCUGCUGGUGUAUAUGGCUUGUCCUUGAUUCGCACACAGGCGGUGUAAUUACAUCUAUGUCACGUCUAAUUUAAUUUCGGCUUCUAUUGUAUUCCUACCGCACCGUUUCACGCUUUCUUUAGGCGUCCAUGGGACCCAGCAGCAAGUCUUUCGUUCUAAUCCACGGUGGGCCCGUCACACCGUAUAUGCCUUUAAAGGCGACAUUUCGCAGCGUUUUAACCAAACCGCUUACACACGACGGUCUUUUCUCACGCGAAAUCUGAUGCAGUAUUUUACGCACCCUGGCUUUGAUAUUGUAUAAUUAUAUGUGUCUUCCUUUCGUGGCCGUUGAAGUAACAGGCGGCGAUAUCUCUUGUGUAAAAUAACAGCCCACGAACGCUUUAAAACACAGUAUCGCCGUAGCAGGUGGUCCUUUUAUGUAAAGCGGAUGUUGAUAUAAGGAAAUAUGAGACCGCAGCAGUUGUAAUACACUCUCUUCACCUCUAGCUCUAAGAAGCAGUCGCCGUAAAACUUACGCUCCGCCGCUCCAAGCAUGUGAGCACAACAUAGCGCGGGGGAGGCACUCGGUAGGCACGAUGAUCUAAGUAAUUAGUCGCAUUGCCUUAUUAGGCGUUGCGGAGGGAGCGGAAAUAUGUGUGAUGCCGAUCGUUCGAAGUCUUAUCCGAAAUCCAUCAGAAAAUAAACAGCGACGGCACGCCUGAUCGUUAGCGCGGUUCCGGCCGAAAUCGGUCGGUUUUAUUGAGUAUAAGCGAAGCCUUUCCGAGCUUGGACUAUGAUCUUGGCUUUUUAAUGACUGCAAUUUUCGGCUUUUGGUUUCUGCGGUCUGACCUUCUUACGGAGCGCCGCACUGCUGUUUGUCCUGCAAUGAUAAUAGGUCGGCGAUUGCAAAUGAAAGUUUUGUCAAGUUGCUGUCACGGUCACUGCUGGUCGUCUCCAUAUUCGUCCAUGUAUUCGAAGCGUCGAAUAUUGGAGAUUCUGUCACCACAGCAGUGUCAAACCGAUGUUUUGUCCACAACACGCAUGCUUUUGUCACCUAAAGUAAAAGUCAUAGGCCGUCAAGCCGCAUAGUGGCGGUUUAUAGAAUCUUGUUUAGUUUUCCGCUGGCUGGAAUGCAAUUAGUUCAAUAGAGAGCGAUUCCUCCGUUUGCCUGUUUACGGUGUUCGUGUUAUUAGUGAAAUCAAAGACCUCAAUGCGUUUGGGCAUCACUGCGCUGUGGUGGUUAUACGCAAAGCGACGCUCAACCGUUCAAAUGUGGACAAAACAAAAUCGUUUCUUCUGCAAAUGGGAGCGGUCGUCAAACGGCGACGAAAAUCUGGAAAUUGAAGCUCUGUCUUUGUUUUCGUAAAUCGUCAGAAACUGGUAACUACAUACUCGCAGUGCAUGCAUGACCAAGUGCUCGGGGGAAGCCGGAGAAUUGAAAGCUCUGCCGGUACGCAAGGUAUUUCGGCGAAUCUGAUACAGUUACGAACGUCAAAGGGGAAAAGGCCGAGUUACUCUAAUAUCAAACGGCGAUCCUGGAAUUCGGUGACGUAUACACAAUUGGUUCUUAAUAUCCUUAAUGACCCCACCACAAUAGAAUCUGAUCCCAAAACGUUGUCCAGUAAGGGUGCAGGGUCAACAAGAGAUCUCCAGGUUACAGAGUGAUCAUCGUAAUCGGAUUUUCAGGACAUUUUUGGCAACAUUCCCACGACGCUGAGUGUUGCAGCUACUCUGCAGAAAAAAGCAUCAAUUGCAGCAAUGAAAUAGCUUUGGCAAUUUGUAAAGUGUGAAACCUUCUCGUUAAAGUUUAUCCAAAUAUUUUUACCGAAAAGAAAAUAUCGUACUUUCCACGUUAACGGCAUGAGUUUCAUGUUAAGAGGCUUUUAACAAACAAACCAGAUCUGUGAAAGCCUUCUCUCCUUUACCGUUCACGAUAAUAGACUUUUACCUAUUUUUGGAAUUGCCAAACAACACGAGCCUUUGAACAGCGCUAUCUUUAAGCCUGGUGUACACGCGACAAGGCUUGGGAAUCACACAAGGGUCGGAAAACGACAAUUCAUCAUGAGUCUGGUCGCCCCUUAUCUUAAUUUGCGCGUCCGUUGGUUUUGAAGUACAGCGUACUCUUCUACGUCACGAACCUGACCAGAUAACACAACAAGAGUGCAGGAUUUCAUUUAAUACAUAGCUAUAGUUAACCAGCUUCAGCGUUUGGUUAAAUCCUGUUGCAUUUGCUAUGCAAAUAAUUCUCUUUGGGAUGAGCAUUUUGUCAUCUCUGUUUGCUAAUACUCUCCAAUAAUUUAUAACAGAUUGUUGCAUAUCUUGAGUGUUAUAUAACACUUUGUUCGAGUGGUCCAUGUUUUUCAUGCAACCAAACCAACGGAAACUGUUAUAGAUAGCUUAAUCUGAACCGUUGCAGUUCAAACACUUUUCAAGCUGCUUCUGUCAGGGUCGAUAAAAUUGUUCGCUUUAAUUAACGUUUGCCACGAGGCUCAGGCCCUAUCGCAUGAACCGCUUUUGAUAACCGAGAUCGACGUCCCGCAAUCUUCAGCUUACGUUCGUUGGUGAUAAAUCUGAAAGAUACGAGUGUUGUUGGACCACCGGCUGUUAUUAAUUAUAAGCAAUUGAAGUGGUGGUUAGGCCUGAACCCUUGACGUUGUCUGAAGCUUUGCAAAGUGUUGUGUUUUCAGGUGUGAUAAGUCAGCAGAGCAAGCGGUUCUCCGAUUUACCCCCUACAGCCUACAUAUUCAUGCGAAGGGAAGUUAAAAAUUAAUUGCAAACAAUGUUUUUCGAGACUUAAGUCUAUAAAUACGUGACUUGGAAAGGAAUACACCUUCUGUAAACUUAGGGGAUGGUUUUCAAAUUGUAUGUGUUCGUUAAGUGUAUACAAUGUAGUAAGAUAAGAGUACACGAACACACCUUUUACCGUUAAUGUACCGACAAAGGAAGCAAAAUCCCAUACCUCUUGGCAAGCAAAAACGACAUAAAAUCUCAAUCUUCAAGAGUCAUUUUUCGUCCAGCGCGAAACAAAAGGAAAACAAGUUUUAUGUUUCUGAGUUGUUUGACCCGAAACGCCCCCCGCACAGCGGUCGUGUUUAAACCAUCACCAACAGUGAACAGAAUCAAGUGCAUUUCACUGCUUUGUUUACUUUCCCACUAUUUACCCCCCAAGUAGCAAUAUUAGCAGUGCAAAGUUGUUGGAACUUUUGGGCAACCCGCCCACGAUGUAUAAGCAUCAAACAGAUGAACGAAGGGAUUCUCCCGUACACUAAAUCUGCGCACUUUUUCUGGCGUGAAUCUGGGCCCUUUUUCGUCUCGACAAGCGGGCAAACGUUAAGCGACCGUGGGAAAAGUGUAGCUUAAAUUCGAGUCGCAAUUACCGAAGCCGCACAUUCGCUUAGACACAGCUGAUAGAGACAAGUACCCAACAAGACAAGUAAAAACAAAAUGUACGCUACAAGACAUUGUACGGUUUCUCGUUCUAUGCUUCUACCAGUCGUACUUUCGAUUCUGCUAAUUCAUCUGGAGAUCACGCAUGCUGUUGCACCAAAGCUCACUAAGCGACAAUCCGCCGGUAUCGUUCGAUGCGUCAAAGCAAGCAAUGUACUUGGUUGUGGAACUUUUGAAUGCUUGAAGAGAACUGACCGUUGCAAGUUAGGGGGACUCGCACUUCUGUGUUCGAAAUUUCAACGGAAAACAUCGAACUUUAAUCAAUUGGGGCGAACGUUUACGAAACAGUCACUGCGAUGCAUGGCCACACAGAUCAAGUCGGAUUUCCAGCGCGCUGGUCGCCAGUGUUCCCAGAUCGAAAACUUCGUUUCUCGUGUCCAGGCUGAUUGCUAUCGCUCCAACAAUGUUUGUCGGGCUGCUAUGUCAAACUAUAAACAUUUUAAACAGAUUCUUUUGCCCAAAGAUAUUUUAACAUCACGGUCUUUCCUGCAAAUGUUUCAAAGCAUACUAAGCUGUGGUGAAGCUGUAACGUUGAAAUUUCGCGACACCGUCACUUCUGCGUUGGGACAAUCUUUCCUCUCAAUGUUGAACUACCUGCAGAAAGGUGCAACUUCUCCGCUAAUUGAAAUUCUGGGCCAAGAAUGGGUUGGCUCGGCCCAGUUCCGAGCGAUCGAAAACGAGGUCCCUGGAAGUUCGCCAAGACAAAGCUAAACACUAAUCUAACUUUUCAACAUAUUUAUUGCGAUUUUGAACUUUUCUUACGUGGUUUACCCGGUGUUUUGACUGUAUGUGUCAUACUCGGAUUACUCCGUGAUUGUAACGUGAAGGUAUGAAGACUUCCAAAUAAAUUUCUUUCCUUCUGCUUCCAUGUUGUACAAAACGUUUAACAUUUUAUAUUUUCCUGCUUGCUGUGCAAAUAAAUUACAUUAAUGUUGUAA